CCAUUAUGAAUCUCAUUGACCCUUUACAACGUGAGUUGGAUGCUAAAGUGAGCGAUGGUUUGGAGUUGAAAUUUCUACUAAAAACUGGAUUGUUUAACGAUCUAUAAAGACAGAUGCCUACACUAUCUUUAAUUCUCUUUCAUCGAAGAAGUUUUUGUUCAAAUUUACGUAGUAUUUGAAGAAUCAGUGAAGAUUAAGACGAAUUUGUGCAGGAACUUGUUGGCGUCUGAAAUCUUGACGAAACAGAAUACCGACUCAUUUGGUUGUUAUUGUUUUGAAGUUGAAGAAAAUCUUACAAAGAUUGUGUUUUGUGGUUGAAGCACAUGAUUCGCCAUUUGAUAAGGUCGCCCUGGUCUGGUUUUCAGAGAUUAGCCGGACAUUUUCGAGGGCCUAGUCCGUCUGUAAGUCUACAAGGAAUUGCUGAGCAAAGAAAACAAAUUUUGGUUCACCGUUGGUUUUCAUCAAACGUCGAAGAAAUUAUGGCAUGCUUGCCGUUUUAUGUAAAGGGAGAAGUUGUGAAAGGAUUUGGUCGUGGUAGCAGAGAGCUUGGCAUUCCCACAGCUAACAUGCCGGAAUCUGUUGUGGACAGUUUGCCAGAGCCUUUAACAACCGGAAUAUACUUUGGUUUUUCAAAUGUUGAUGGCGGCACUGUGUUCAAAACGGUUCUAAGUAUUGGAUGGAACCCUUUUUAUCAUAACACCAAGAAAUCACUGGAAGCCCAUUUGAUCCAUGAAUUUCCAGAAGACUUUUACGGAAGUGAGCUUAAACUCAUCAUGCUGGGGUAUAUUCGACCAGAAACAAACUUUGAUUCCUUGGAAUCCUUAAUGAAGGCAAUACACAAUGACAUUGAUGUAUCAAAGAAUGAACUUGAAAAACCAGAGUUUCAAACAUAUCUGAAAGACUCUUUCUUCAAAUCGGCAAAUUCGUCACCAAAUUCAAAUGAUUGUAAUGGCAGUUAGUUUUUAGUCAAAUAUUAGGGUGCGUGAAUUACUGUCUGACUUCUAACAGUCAAAUUUUAGCUGUUGGAAUAACACUUAACUAUGAGCUGGAAAUAUAUUUUUAACUAUUUGAUCUAGAAAGUAUUUAGAACAAGAAUUUCUUCCCGCAUAUAAAUUUGAUUUGAGGUAAGGCUCUGUUUUGCUGUUUAAUGGGGCUGAAUAAUAAUUUUGUAAGCAAACAUAAUUUGUGAGACGUCCAAGGUUUUCACUUAUUUUCAAUUUUCAUAAGAUGCAACAACGCCAGUUUCACCAUGGUCGCUACAGAUGUCUCUCAGUUCCAAGGACUUAAGAUGAACUGUAAGAUCAGUAGUGUUCAUACCAAAUAUCUCAGUUUUUUCAGAUAAUUCAACUUUUUGAAAUGUCUGAUUGAUCUGGUAUAUUGAUGCUUUCUCUGACAAAACCUAUUUUUACCUUCGCGAUUUCCUUGAUAAAUUUUCUUGUCACAUUGGAUGAAAAAUCAUUUCCAUUUGAGAAUAUAACUACUCUAAACACUUCACUUAGAACUAUCACAAAUUGGAAACAGACUUUUAAAAAGAAGGUUACGAAAACACAAACGGACAUUGACUACAUAAAACACAAAAUGACACAAACAUAAAACACAGGCUUACCCUCCUCCUACAGUUUGAAAUUAAGAAACUUCCAAACUCCCUGUAAAUAUUUUCCCUUGGCUCAGUUCAGUUCAGUUCAUAUAUAAUUCAAAUUCUCCACAUACAAUUUAAAAUUCACAGUACAUACAAAUAACUAAACUACAUAGAUUGAAUACAUAAUUUUACAAAACAAAAUAAAAAAUUAAUACAAUGUUACAGAAAACUAAAUACAAUAGACAUACAAAGAGGGAAUUAUUUAAAGGAUGUGCUCUCUCAAUAGGUAAACUAAUCGAGGAGAGAGCCCCCCCUGAAAUUGGAUAACCACAUCCACUUAAUUUUUCAAUUUAUCUUUAAAUUUAUGCAUCAACGUUUGUGCCAAGAUUGGAAGACGCAUCUCCAUCCUCUCCUCUGUUUUAUUUUCCUUGCAAUAGCGUAGCAAAGGGCAGGCAAGAGGGGGGUGGAUGCCCCCCUCCCAAUAGAAAAAUAUAUCAUUAAGAAAGGGCAUUUUUGGCAUUUUAAAGGGUUUUGACCCCCAUUUUUCCUUUGCCCAAUUUCUUCUUUGCCACCCCAAUCUUACCUCCCUGGCUACACUACUGCUUCCUUGCCAGAACUUAUUAUUUUUGUAUUUUCGGAUUUAUUGAGUUCAAACGCGUAAAUUUUUAAUCAUGAAUCAUUUAGUGAAAAUUUUAUCAUUUUAAUAAAGUUUGGUGCAUAUUUAUCACGCAUAUGUUUAGAUAUUGGAUGAAAAUUUUGUCUUGUAGAAA
Rhopilema esculentum is the source of this 2349-nucleotide messenger RNA. NCBI's taxonomy places the organism in Eukaryota, Metazoa, Cnidaria, Scyphozoa, Rhizostomeae, Rhizostomatidae. The record is from RefSeq and is a predicted model, not a curated record.